AAUAAGAAUAUUGUUGAAAAAGACACGAAGGUGGAAUACCAACUACAAUUCCCAACCAACAUGGCCGCAUGUCGUUCGUGCAGUGCUCUGUUGUGCUUGUGUCUCUGAAUUAAAAUUUUCACUCAAAAAAAUAUACCAACAAAACACAAAACCAAUUUUCAAAUCCAAAACUGAUACGUAAAGCAAAAGACGAAAAAAAAAAUUUCUCAAAGCUAAAAAUAAAAAAUUUCUUCUAAAAGAGCAAAACUGCAAAAUUUUACCCGAAUCACUUUAAAAAAAAAUCACAUAAUAAAGAAAAAAUCACUGGAAUAACAAUAUCUACAACGGAACUGUGAGGAACGGAAGGGAAAAAAAUAAAGAGCUGUGUGGAGGAAGCACGACGUGAAGCCAAAAGUAUAUAAGAGUUUUAGUUUGUAAAAAAAAAACGGAAGAAAAAAAUCUAAAUCGAUAAUUUUGCCAUUGUGUAGUCCCCUCGUUCACUUUUCUGCAGCAACAAAUAAAAAAUCGCGAGCCACACGGAGACGAAGAAAGUGCUGUGAGACUCCGCUAGAGCGCCCCCUCACGCAAACACUAGGUGCGCGCGCCCCCCUCCAAUGAGGACGGAGACAAGUGUGGCUUUCCGGAAAACCCCGCCCCCUAUCUAAAAAAAAACACAAAAUAAACAAUCUGUGAGCUAGCAAAAAAAAAAGUGUGAAAGAGAAUCCCUGCAAUUGAGAGCGAAUGAGAGAGAGAUAAAAGAUUAAAAAUAAUUAAAAGAAAAAAUAGUAUAUUAAAUUUAAAUUUAAAAAAAAAUCUACAAAGUAGAGAAAUCGUAAAUUGCAAGACUAAAUAAUUGUGUUAAUUAUACAAGAAAAAAAAACAUUUAUAGAAAGAAGAAAAAAAGAAUAAUAGAAACGCGAAGAUUAAAGAAAAAAUAAAUAAAAGUGAAUAUUGGCCCCAUGUGGCUCAACAACGAGUACAAUAAGUUUUUAUUUACUAUCCAAUAUUAGUUCUCAUAAUAAACAAAAAAAAACGUAUUUUCUGCUUUUCCAAAUAAUUAAUAAAAAAAACAAGAAAUUAGUAAAAAAAAAUCAUUAAAAAAAACUAUCAACCAUCCUGCAACCGAGUUGAAUUUAACGUGUGAUACUUCGCCGAAACUUUAAAAAAAAAUCAUCAUCACCUGUAUAAAUUACGAAUUUAUUCCACAAAAAGACUCUCUCUCUCUCUUAGGAUUUAAAGGAACAACAAAAAAAGUUAAAUAAAAAAGGAAGAAUAGGGCGGAAGAAAGGGGUGUAAGCCAUAAUCCUCAUUGUGCCAUCGUUUGGGCGCUUUCGGGGGUAAAGAAAAAAAAACCUUUAAAAAAACCCCUUGGGGGCACACAAAGAACUUCUUCACAGGUGUUGUGUCCAAUAUUUGUGGCAAAAUUAACAAACAACAAAAAAAAGAAUAUAGUUGCAGACAAAAAGGGGACAGGCAUUUGGAUAAAAUCACAAGUUUAAACAACUCAGCACGCAUUGACGACAUUCAAUCAACUAUAAAAUUUAAAAAAAAUCAUUUAAAUUAACGGAAAAUUCUUCUAAAAAACACCCAUAAAAAUUCCUUUCAAUACAAAUAAAAUUUAUUUCAAAAAUUUAUAUUUAAAAUUCUACGCAGGCUUUCUAUCAACAUAAUUUCUACAAUUUAUUCUUCAUUUUUUUUGUAUCUUAUUUUUCAAUUUAUUACAUUAAAAACAAACAACCCAGCUUAGAAUAUAGACGGAAGAAAAAUCAACAUCCCAAGAGCAACAGAACUGUAAUAAAAAAAAAAUAAUAAACUUCAAUUCUUGACUCUAUGGUUAAUCUUUAAAGGAAAAAAAAUCAUUUAGAAAGUAAUAAGAAAAAGUAUAUUCAUAAAAAAGAGUGGACAUUAAAAAAACACAUACACACAUUUAAAAGAAAAAAAAAACCGAAACACCCGUAAUUUUAAAAAGAAAUAAUAAAAAAAAUCAAGAAAAUAAAAAAAAACUUAGAAUAUAAAACACAAGUGAAACUAAAAAUAGUCAACGGAUAUAUAGUGAACAAGAAGUAAAAAAAUAUAUAUAUAUUAGUGAACGUUAGAGUAAAUUGAUGAAUUACACAAGUGCAAAGCAAAGACAACAGAAAUCCUGUAACCAAAAAUAAAAGAAAAAAAGAGGAGAUAAAAAGUGAAGCGAAGGACUUGUUAGUUAAGGAAACAGAAACAAAAGUGAUUUCUUAGUGACUUCUUUUGAAAUAAAAAAAAAUAAAGGAAAAAACGCGGAGAGACAUUAGCGGUGAAAGGACUUUAAAGAAAUAAGCGGUCUUUGAAGUAUUGUUCAGUCGACCCUAUAUAGGAAUUUCAGCAUCCACUUUAUUCUUCCUUUUUUAUUUCUUCAUCAAUUUCUUUGGUUUUAAAUAAUAAAACAAAUUAAAAUUAAAUAAAUAAAAUCUUGUGUGGAACUGAUAAUUUACAUUAAAAAAAAAAGAAUUAUACAGUGUUUAAUAAAAAAAAAAUUGUGUGUGUGUGUGCGAAUCAAAUUGUGAUGGACACUGGAAAUCAACCAAAAAAAUCAACAGCAACGUCGUGAAUAUUUUUUUCUUCAUCAUUUCAUCGUAUCUACUCAGUCAAGUACAAAGAAAAAUAAGAAAAACUGCAAGACUCCAAUAUAUUUGAAGCCCCCCGAUCCUCUACAGAGGACAGCGAUUCCACACACAAACCUUAAAGAAAAAUCACACACUACUAAAUAAUUAAUUUAGAAACAAAAGGUAAUCACAUCCCCCUGCGCAUCUCUUAUCACUUCCAAUAUAUCGACAUAAUUCUAAUUUAGCUGCUUAAAAAAAAAACAAGAACAAAAUAUAAAGAAAUACCAGUAAAAGUGUGAACCAAUAACAAACUAGAAAUUAUAAUUAAUUAAAAAGAAAUUCACUAAAAAAUAAGAAAUAUAAAAAAAUAAUAAUAAAAAAAGAGGAAAAAGGUGAAGAGACAUUUGCAUUGAAGUAUAAAAAGAAGAAACUUGAAGAUAUAUUAUAAAAUGGAAAAUUUUUAAAACAAAAAAAGAAAAAACAUUUCUGUGAUAUAUAUUAAUAAUUGUAUGAUAUAUAAAUACAUGUUAUCGGUUGAGUCUUUUCUAAAAAAAACAUGAAUAAAUACUAAAAGAAACAAAGUGAAUUAAGUAAAAAAAAAAAAACAAGAAACUGCAAACAAGAAAUGAACUCUAGAGGACUUUGAAGUAAUUAAUAAUAAAAAAAAAAACAAAUAUUAAGUGUGUAAAAAAAACAGUGAAAUAUUGAAAAGACUUUUUUUUUAAUUUAGUCGUGAAGACGUAGUGAAACUUUAAGUGUUCCGGCUAAACCACGACUUUUAAAACUACAGAGGGAUUCUUCGAAAAUCAAUCAAUAUACUUUAAUUAUACUCCUUAAAUUUUUUUUCGUUAAAAAGUCGUUUAUUUGAAAAAAAAUUUCAUAAAAAUUAUUGAAAAAUUAAAGAUUAUUAAAAAAAACAAAUCUCGUAUUAUUGCGGCCAAAAAAAAAAAAACGUGUUGCGCUGUGAAGCGGGGAACACUGAGAAACGAAGUUAAACCUUACUAAAAAAAAAAGAAACUUAUGAAUUAAAAAAAAUAUUGCGAUAGACUCAUUUUUUUUUUGGACAAUAUUUCCUUUUUAAAUAAUUUUUAUUGGUGAAAUAAGCGCCGCAGAAUUUUUAAAUGCUUCUGUGGAUUAAAUAAUAAUUACCUUAUAAAGAAAGAAAAAAAAAAGAAAUUAAAUAUUGUGAACACUGAAAGAAAAAAAAAUAGUGAAUAAGAAAUUAAAAAAAAAACUAAAUAUUACAUAGGUCAUUGAAAAAAUAAUAAUAAUAAUUGUGAAUUGAAAAGACUUUUUGCUUGGUGUGAUAAAAAGUGAAUAAAUGGUGAAACAGUGAGAUAGAGAAAGAGAAAAUUGAAAGAAAACUAAAAUCCCGUGGAAACUGCCUUUGAAUUGAUUUUGUGACAAAGAAUAAAGAAAAAAGAAGAAAAAAAGGAGAAACCAGGAGAUCGGCUAUCCUUUGACCAAAUAACCCUUUGAGGAAAAAAAAGGAGAUUGGAACCUUUGGAUGCGCAAUGGCGAAGAAUUUUAUUGACAUCAACAAUUCACUUGUAACUGCCCUUGGUGGAGGUGGUGGCAUUGGGCUGCAAUCAUCUGACUUGCAGCUGUUGUCUUCUGUUAAUGGCACUGCCACGGACCACAUGAAUUUGCUGAAUGUGAAGAUACCGAAGUACGCCGCCGGUGGGGCACCAACACUCCCCCUCAAGUCACCCCUAACAGGUCCGGGAAUACGCGGUGGUGGUGUAAAGAGCAGCGAUACGGACUACCGUAACUGGAUGGGUGGGAUGCAGCAGCAACAACCACCCACUGGGAGGUCUAUUGUCAAGCAAAAUAGCCAUAUGAGUGAUGGUGGAAUGGAUUUCCUUCAUUCACGCACCUCCAGUGACUUCUCAAGCGGUGACGUUCAUCGCUUUGGCGGUGGGAACAGCAUGGAUGGUCAGGCUAAUCAUCACUUUCGCAAUGGGGACACGUACGGGCAGCAGAAUGACUUUGGCAGUGACUUCCCACCGUCGCGCGAUAUCUUUGCCCAGGCAGCACGAAAUGCCACAAAUGCAGCCGCAGCAGCUGCUGCAGCCAAUGCCUUUCCACCAAUUGGCACAUUCACGCUGGAUAGCGUCUCAUCGGGGUAUGGGAUGAAUGAAGCCGGUGGACCACCGCAAUCCGGAUCGAUUGGCAUGUUCAAUCCCAGUGGGAAUAAUGGACCAAUGAUGAAUGGAUGUGCUGCACCGCAGACUUAUGGCAACAACAAUGGUGGGGAUGUGAAUCAAGGAAUCCGAGAGACGGGCAUCAUUGAGAAAUUACUGCACUCUUAUGGAUUCAUCCAGUGCUGCGAGAGACAGGCUCGCCUGUUCUUUCACUUCUCCCAGUUCAGUGGUAACAUUGAGCACCUCAAAAUAGGGGAUCCAGUUGAAUUUGAGAUGACCUACGAUCGUCGCACGGGGAAGCCCAUUGCGAGUCUCGUGACGAAAAUUGCCCCGGAAGUGGUGCUUUCGGAGGAACGUGUCACGGGCACGGUGACCACGGAGAUUAAGUCCGACGGGAGCAAUGGUUCGGGGAAUUCGAGUGAGACAACCGGAAGGAUUAGCUAUGAGAACAAUGGGGAAUGCUUCUUUCUGCCAUACACCAAAGACGACGUCGAGGGGAAUGUAACGCUGCGCUCGGGGGAUAAGGUUAGCUUCCAAAUUGCCACGAAUCAGCGGGGGAACUUGGGGGCGUGCCACAUUCGCCUGGAGAACCCGGUGCAUCCGGUGAAGUAUCGCGGGGUUGUUUGUUCAAUGAAGGAAUCUUUUGGAUUCAUUGAACGUGCCGAUGUGGUCAAGGAGAUCUUCUUUCACUUCUCCGAAGCUGAUGGUACCGUUGAACUACGUCCUGGGGAUGAUGUGGAGUUUAUCAUUCAAACGAGAAAUGGAAAGGAAGUUGCGUGCAAUAUAACGCGCCUUCCGCCGGGAUCGGUGAUCUUUGAGGAUGUUGGUACACAAAUCUACAAGGGGCAGGUGCUGAAACCCCUCGAUCGUGCCAAUCCGCUGCGGCACAACAAUGAUCCACUCCCAGGGAGGAUUCGCUAUCGUGCACCGGAUCAUUCGGAGGUGGAGGUGCCAUUUGGGGAUAAAGAUCAAAAGGGGGACUUUACCCUACGCCAUGGGGAUUGGGUGCAAUUCCUCCUGGCCACGGAUCGUCGUGAUCAACUUCAGCGUGCCACGUCCAUUUCACUUUUGGAUGAAACCUUCGAAGUUUCCGGCGAGAAGAGGGAACAAGGUGUUGUGGCUGCACUCAAGGAGGGUUUUGGCUUUCUACGCUGUGUAGAACGCAAUACGCGACUCUUUUUCCACUUUACCGAAGUCCUGGACACCCUCCGUGAAAUUUGCGUUGGAGACGAAGUGGAAUUCACAAUGAUUCAAGAUCCAAAUUCAAGUUUUGCAAAUACACGUCAGAGUGCAAUUCGCAUUAAACACCUUCCGGAGGGAACGGUACAAUUUGAGACGCUAAUUGAGAGCAAUGUUGAAGGUGUGGUGACACGUGAGGCACCAAAGAGUCCCAUUAAAUCCCAAGAGCGCACAGAAGGGGGUGUCAUAAGUUACGGUGUGGCAGGGAGUAAGAAGACAAUUAUGUACUUCCUCAAGGAUUGCGAUAAACCACCGAGAAUUGGGGAUCAUGUACGUUUCAAUAUUUGUCAAGUGAAGAGGAAUAAGGAAUUAAUUGCCGUGAAUAUUAAGGAGAUUCUCCCGAAUUCGGCGAAUGUUGUGACAAUUGGUGGCAGCGGUGGGAUUCAAUCGGGAAUUUCAGUUGUAACAUCAAUGCAACAAAAUACAAUUGCCAAUGGGCAGGUAAAUUCCCUAAGUGGUGGUAUUGCGCAGAAAAUGAGCCCAAAUAGUUCAGCAAAGAACAAUAACAAUGGCAAUGGGAGCAAAGGUCCCGUCUUUUAUGGAUUUAUUGCUGUUCUCAAGGAGAAUUUUGGCUUCAUUGAAACUCUCGACCACGAUGAGGAGGUUUUCUUUCACUUCAGCAACUUCUAUGGGAAUACAAAUAAUUUGGAAUUGGGCCAUGAAGUUGAGUACACCCUGUCGACACGUGGUACAGCCACAAGCGGCGGUAAUUGCCUACCGGCUGAAAAUGUAAAAAUUGUGCCAAAAGGUACGAUAAAUCAGCCAAAGGUGCACGAUGCGGUCUACAAUGGGGUGGUAGCACGUCCAUUAAGGUGCAUUAAUCCCGACCAAGCGGAAUAUUGUGGUGUUAUAAAUUUGAUAAGUGAUGCCGGAGAUGUUGUUUCCACGCAUGAAUUUGGCAUAACAAGUUUGGUCAAUAAGCGCGAUUUACUGCAGAAGAAUGAUGCAGUUUCAUUUAAAUUGGACACAAAGGGACGUGCGGCUGAGGUGAUUGCUGUGCGACAGAAGAAACGUGCCAAUGUGGACUCAAUUAAGGGACAAUUUGGCUUCUUGGACUUUGAAGUUGAGGAAGGAAAGAAGCUCUUCUUCCACAUGUCGGAGGUUCAGGGGAAUUCCAAUAGUCUCCAUCAGGGUGACACUGUGGAAUUUUCAAUUGUCACCAAUCAGCGCAAUGGAAAAUCAUCGGCAUGCAAUGUUGUAAAAGUCGUGGAUAAUACGCAAGCGCGUCCGGAGAGACUUCUAUCGCGCCUAAAGAUCAACUCGGUGGAUGAGAGUGUGCCGCGUCUUAUUGUUAUACGCCCACCAAAGGGCCCCGAUGGCACCAAAGGAUUUGCACUUCAUCAUCGGAAUCCGCGGAUUGCAGGCAUUUUUGUGGAAUAAAUCCGCUCUGAAUGGCAAGUAAAAGUUGUGCAGAAAAGAGAAAAGGAGGAAGGAAGUUUGAGCGAGAGAGAGAGAGGGAUGCUUUUUGGACAUUUAAUUUUGCUUUAAAGAAACGAAACUUGAAUUAAUAAAAAAAAAGAAACUGACCCCAGAGGAUUUACAUUAUAUACACACAUACAUACACAUUAUAUACAUACAUAUAUCAUUUUAUUGAGUUUUUGUAGGAAUGAAAAGCACAUGAAAUGAGGAUGAAAAGAAAAAGACAUCUUUGUAAUAAAAAAAAAAUAUGAAAACUUUGACAAGCAUUUCACAAAAUAAUUUUUUUUUCAUUUAGCGACCGUGAAAUUUAACAAAAGAUUCUCCGAGAGAAUAAUAAAUAAAGAGAAAUAAUAAAAAAAAAAUGAAAUUCAAUUUAUAACUUUAAUCCACACUUCCCUACUUAACCUAAAGAUGCAAAAGAAAAAAAUUCAUGAAGUAAAAAUGCAACAGUAGAUGAGGAAUAAAAAAUAAAUAAAGAAAAAGAAUAAAACUGAGAAAUAUCUAAUUAAAAAAAUAAUAUUAUAUUUUAAAAUAUUUCUUUCUCUUUAUUUUUAUGAAGAGCAAAAAAUUAUUUUCAAUGAAAAAAAAAAACAAAAGAUAAAGAAAUUGAAAAGAAAGAAAGAUAUAAAAUAGAAAUCACAUAAAAAGUCAAAAAAUAAUAAAAAAUGCAUCAUCAACUUGAAAAAAAAUAGGUUUUGUCCGUAAUCUUGAAAAUAAAAGAAGAAGAAAAAACAUUUAAGGGAAAUGAAAACUUUUAAUUUUAUGAAUUUAUAUAUACACUCUUAAAAAAAAUAUACAAAAAAAGUGAAAAUCUUUACAAAAAAAAACUUUAAAAAUAUAUUAUUAAAAAAAAAAACUUGAUAAAAAACAAAAUUCUAAUUAAUUGACCAAAAUACAUAACACAUAAAAGAAAUGAGAAAAAAAAUGAAUUACCUUACAAUAAAAGAAUGAAAGAAAAAAAAGUAAUUAUAAAAUGAUGAAGAAAUAAAAGAAGAUGAAAUUAAGAAAAAGAAAUUGAAAGUAAUUUACUCAAAAAAAAAGUACGUAAAUUAUUUUUAUGAUUUUUUUUCUAUUAUAUACUUGAAAAGAAAAGAAAAAUAAUAGAAAUAUCGUGUGGAAGAGGAAACGUGGAAGAUACCAAACAAAAAAAAAUGAUAAAAAUGCAACAUUUAUGCGAUAGAUUGAAACUGAAUUUAUGCGUUUAAAAUGAAUGAAAAAAAAACAUAAAAUGAUAAGAAACAAUGGAACUGUGUAAGUGAAAAAAAAAUGCUACGCAUGAAAUUAAAAAAAAAAAAGAACUCAAGCAUUGCAACGUAAUAAAAAAAAUUAAAAAAAAAGAAUAAAAAAACAAAGAAAAAGAUGAAACAUUUAAGAUGAUAAACUUACAAAGAACAAAAUAAAGUACUGUGGAAUAUUUAUAAA
This is a messenger RNA of Lutzomyia longipalpis, 8782 nucleotides long. It is a transcript of the gene Unr, whose product is annotated as cold shock domain-containing protein E1. The record is from RefSeq and is a predicted model, not a curated record. The transcript is spliced from 9 exons. NCBI's taxonomy places the organism in Eukaryota, Metazoa, Arthropoda, Insecta, Diptera, Psychodidae. The coding region runs from base 4073 to 7321 and encodes 1082 amino acids. Gene Ontology annotation, molecular function: nucleic acid binding.